This is a messenger RNA of Bradysia coprophila, 2757 nucleotides long. It is a transcript of the gene Sdc, whose product is annotated as Syndecan. Gene Ontology annotation, cellular component: cell surface; membrane. The record is from RefSeq and is a predicted model, not a curated record. Gene Ontology annotation, biological process: cell migration. NCBI's taxonomy places the organism in Eukaryota, Metazoa, Arthropoda, Insecta, Diptera, Sciaridae.
CACGCACAUAUCCAUUGAAAUGAAAUUCAAUUUGAUUCACGUAGUACCCAUCAAAGUACUUUCAGUCUUAAGUAUCGCGUUUACACAAAAUAACAUUCUAGACGACAGUCUCAGAAGCAGUCUCAUUCAUUUUGUGCUCUAAACAAUUUCGGUUAAUCAAUCCGCAUAAUAUCCGCGUUUCUGACAAACAAAAACAAAAAAGUGUCCCAGACAAAGGAAGAUUCCUAAGCGGUCGCAUGUACUGGGAAUCGGCCGGAUCGUGAGUUUCGCGUUUAUUUUUUGGUCGCGUGUGAGAUUUGUGUUGGUGCUAAAGGUGUGUUGUUUUGUAUGUGCUAGAAGUGUAAAGUGAAUUUUAUUAUUUUUCAAAAUUCUGCAAUUUAAUUUGUUCCAAAAUGAGGAUACACAUAUCGCUGGUCAUCAUUCUGAUCCUGGGAACGAUAGUCACCGGAGAGAAUAACAACAAUUCAGAGUCGAAAACCAGUUCAAUAUUACAAAGCAGUUCGGUUGCACCAGUGUCGACGAGUCAUAGUACGCCACGGGAUGAAAUAUACAUUGAUGAUGAAGGCCUCGAAGGUUCUGGUGGACGAGGAGAGAUUCACGACGAUCUAGAAAAAGAACCCGAAUAUUCCGGUUCUGGAUUCGGACCAGACGAUGAAGAUUCGUCCAGCAGUCAUCACACGCCGCAUCACAAUACAAAUACAAACAAUCGCAAAGACCAAACCGAUUUGGAAUUAGGUUCAGGUGAUAAUGGCGACGAUGAGGAUGAUUUUACAACUGAUGUUAAACACACAGACAUUGAUCCAACAACUACAGACGAUGAAGACGUAGACAUCGGUGAACCAAACAUUGGAACUGAAAGAAAAACAAAUACCGGUCUAUCGCCGAGUCGAGACGAGAACGAAAUCGAUUUGGAUCCCGAUCACACAAGGCACGGUCAGCCAACAGAAAAGGUGUCCGGAACCGGUCAAGAUAACCAAGAAGUGCUCAUCAUGAACACAAAGAGCGAAGAUCGGACAGCUAGCUUCUUUGCACAGCCGGGAAUAUUGGCGGCUGUCAUCGGCGGAGCUGUCGUCGGACUAUUAUGUGCAAUUUUAGUGGUAAUGUUCAUCGUAUAUCGAAUGCGAAAAAAAGACGAAGGUUCGUACGCAUUGGAUGAACCGAAACGAUCACCUGCCGUCAAUUCCUAUGCAAAAAAUGCAAAUAAUCGUGAAUUUUAUGCCUGAGAUGAUUAUUCAAUAGAUUCUAGCGAAGGUGAUUUGUAAUUUGUAAUAGGGAGAAAAACAAAAAAAAAACGACGAAUGAAUUAACACAAAACAAUACGACAACUAGACAAAAAAAUGGUUAGAAUCGAUGAUUAAAAACAAGGAGAGAAAAGUUUAAAAUUGAGAAUGGAGCUAGAGAUAGCGGGUGAGAGAGAAAAUUAUGGAAAGAAAAUCUUAGCGAGGAGUAAAAAGGCAAUGCUAUUAAAAAUAACAAAUUUGAUAUUGUUGUUGUAGGAUUUAAUAAACAAAACAAAAAAAAAAUCUCUUGAAUGUCAUUAUGUACUAAUUCACACAUUUAUGUACAAUCAUCCAUCAUAAAAAAAAAAUGGAGAAGCGCGAAUACUUUGUUAUUUGAAGUAUGUAAAACAAUUUUCUAACAUUAAAAAAAAGGAAACAAAAAAAAAUAUUGAAUAAUUUACUCAGAUGUCAUAACACUUUUGCUAGCAACAAUAUAAAUUUGUUAUGAAAAUCUAUAUUUUAAGUAAAACAGAAAAUUUAUUCUAUAGAAAUUGUGUAGAUAAAAUGCUAUACUAAAAUAUUAUUGAUUGAUAUAAAAGGCAGCAACUGAAGGCAACAAACGAAUAAAUUAUAAAUGAAAAGAAAAAAGAUUUUUUUUUUGAAACUUUGGCGGCUUUUUACAAAUUUUUAUUUUUUUAAGAUUACGGCUCGAAAUCCCUUUUUUGUUUCGACUAAAAAAUGUUUUGUUUUUGGUUGUUUGAUUCUAAAGCCAUUAUUUGAUUGGAUUGUGAGAUUUUCUUUUGUUUCUUACUUCCGGUUUUAGUUUAAAAAUUUUAUAGAAAAUUUAUCGUCAGUCGAUCGGUUUGCAUUUACAUUUUGUCCAGUUUUUAUUUCUCGUUAGAAUUUUAUUUACUUUAAGCAAUAAUUUAUGUGUAAAAGAGAGCGCUGAAACAAAGCUAAAAUCAAAUUAAUUUAAAUCUCAAUGUGUGGUCAUUGGUCAUCUAAAUCAAUUUAUUUUUCGUUAGAAAGAGAAAAGAUUAAAAAUUUUUAUUUUUUUCUUAAAUUUAGAAAUUAAAAGCCACGCAACGCCAUUUUAAGUUAUUAAUUUUGAUCGAAAUGACAGAAUUUCUUGACUCACAAAUCCGAUACAAAAAACAAAUUAAUUUCAAAAUUAAAUAAAUUUUUAACAAUUUCGCAGUGGAUUAAUUCCAACGAUCGUAAAAUCGCAUUUAAAAGAAAAAAACAGAAUUUCUGUUUUUACGAUGCUUUAAUGACUUCGCAUUAAACGGCAGUUAUCUACUAAGAAUUAUAUGGACAAAAAAGCGAUGAGGAUGCACGAAGAGCUUUCAUUACUUUUUUUUUAACACACGGUGUUAGGAACAAAUUGAUAAUCAAAAAAAAAACUAAGAAAAAAAUUGAAUUUUUAGGUGUUAUCGCUAGUCGUGAACUGAAUUGACAUUUUAACUUUAAAUGUUUCAUUCAGAAUGGAUGUUAGAAUACAAAAAGAGGAUACAAUUUUGCGCUCUACUUUUUUUUU